This is a messenger RNA of Strongylocentrotus purpuratus (purple sea urchin), 2336 nucleotides long. RefSeq names its product alpha-1D adrenergic receptor. Gene Ontology annotation, molecular function: G protein-coupled receptor activity. The record is from RefSeq and is a predicted model, not a curated record. NCBI's taxonomy places the organism in Eukaryota, Metazoa, Echinodermata, Echinoidea, Camarodonta, Strongylocentrotidae. The transcript is spliced from 2 exons. Gene Ontology annotation, cellular component: membrane. Gene Ontology annotation, biological process: G protein-coupled receptor signaling pathway. The coding region runs from base 201 to 1364 and encodes 387 amino acids.
GUGUUCCCUCAUUAAAUUUUAUGAAAGUUGGUUCAUCGUCCAAAAUACUUCAGUCCAGCUUUCAUCACGAGCGCAGGAGCACCUGGUGAUAGUCCGAUGUAAACCGAGCUCUCAAUCGUGGAUUUUUUGUUUCCUUUUCUUCUUGGUUUGUGGAUUGUUUGGGAUCUGGUCUGCUGAAAAGAUUACAGUCACCUAACAACAUGAAUUCAACGAUACCAAGUAUGAGCACCGUGUUCUUAAAUACCACACCGGCUGGUAACGAGACAGAAUGGGAACUUACAGACUACAAACAACGUGUCUUCAUCGGUAUUAUCUUUAUCUUGAUCUCAGUCGUUGGUCUGGUAGGCAACCUCAUGGUCAUCGUUGCCGUCAACCUCUCCCGCAAGCUACAGACGGCGACUAAUGUGUUCGUUCUAAACACCAGUUGCGUCGACUUGCUCAACUGUCUCUUCCUGCCAUUCAACGCGGUGUCCAUGCUAAGCAGGUCUGGAUGGCCACUUCCUUCAGGAUUCUGUACCGUGGCUGGUGGGAUUACCAUGGUGUGUCUAGGAGCUACACUGGUCAACCUUUCCCUCAUAGCUAUCAACCGUGCCUACUUGAUCGUAAACCCGCGGGACAACUACUGCAAACUCUACAGCCCUGUCAAGUUAGGUCUGAUGGUGUUCUUCGCGUGGUUCUACCCCAUCAUGGCGUUUGCCUUGCCACCCUCUCUGGGAAUCGGUAAGCUUGGAUAUUCAGAGGCAUACAAGGUGUGCUUUUGGGAUGAUGACCAUGAACUUGUCUACAUCAACGACUACAUCGUCGCUCUCACGUUCUUGAUCUCCUUCAUCACCAUCAUCGUGUGCUACGCGAUGAUCUACGUCCAUGUCAGGCGUCACAACCGUCGUCUUCAGGUCUUCUACAGCAACAACCACACCAAGCCUAGUGACGCUGCCUCCACUCGUGAACUCGUUAACGGCUCCUCCAUCAAAAUAACCGAGAAAGGUCACAACUGCACCCUGGAAACGCAAGCCCGGAAGUCCCGCAACAAACGCGAGAUCCAGAUCACCAAGAACCUGUUCUACGUGGUUUGUGCCUUCUUCUUGUGUAUCCUGCCCUACCCGAUCACACUCACCAUCCCUGUGAAGAGCAUUGCGGACGUCUAUGCCGGCGUUCUCCUCAUGGCUAAUUCCUGCGUCAACCCUCUCAUCUACAGCUUCAAGCAUCCUCACUUUAACGUCAUCUUUCGGAUGAUGGUACGAGGUCAUCUGGAUGAGAUCCCUCAACCUUCCACCCUCCUCAAGUUCAUCCUACGGUCAACCGGCAUUGAUCGACAACGAUCCUCAUCUAACCUCCGUACAAACGAGACAGGAUCCACCCGCUAGAGAGCUCCCAAUCGGCCGCCGAUGCAAACGAGAUAUUUCCACCGAUGGUCACACUUUCUCUAAUCUUUUUUCCCGUGCCUUAUGUCAUAAAAGCACCGGGUGUAACAUCGUUAUCACCUAUAAUGCAGAAUUAAAAAAGAGAUGGAGAAAGAAGAAAAACACCACACAGAUGCGUAGCCAGAGAGGUAUAAGAGGCGCACAUCCAAUCUAUCGGGGCAACCCCACAUCAUGCACGUAUAAAUUUUUGCGUGCCCCUUCCGAUUAGGUUUUGUGGAUGCCCCCCUUUAUUUAAACCAUAAGCGCAUUCACUUUGACAUUAAUCAGAAGAAAAAAGAUCUUACGAUAAAUAAACAUGAUCUAUUAUCAUAAACAAUUCAUCCAUAUAUCGUUAAAGGCCUGGGAACACUUUGUGAAGGAUUGAAAAAAUGAUAGAUUUUGAACAAAAGUGAAAAGAGACGAGCAGGGACGCAGAAUAAAAAGAUUUAAAGUUGCAAGGUAGAUGGAGUCCACAUGCCAAGCAGUGGUAGCAAAAACAACCAACCAAUCUCUGCACCAGUGAGGGAGGACUCAUGGCAAAGAAGAAAAAAGCGAGAGAAAUGGACGGGGAGAGGGGAGGGGGGUGAUAGCAAAGCAGUGCAUGACUGAACUUAUCAUUGAUUUUGUUUCAAUGUGAUAUAAUUUGCAAGCGUUUUGAUUACCUAAAUACCCAAAUAUAAUAUUUCCAAUAGUAUAACGAAAUGUGUUACUGAUGUGUACAUAAUAUCAAUAUCAAAUACAUUAUUCUCUCUUUAUCCCUUCCCGUUCAUUUUCUUGUCUUUUUUCAUUUUCUCCUGUUGUCACAUCUCGUCCUCUUCAAUCGUAUUAACCUUCUAUAUUAUAUUAAUUAUUUAUUUCCAAUCCUUUCCAGUUUUCCAUUUUGCACCCCCCUCUCUCUCUCUCAUUCUUUCUUUCUUUCUUUCUCUCCCCCCCCCU